Molecule: messenger RNA, 2844 nt
Organism: Balaenoptera ricei (Rice's whale)
Lineage: Eukaryota; Metazoa; Chordata; Mammalia; Artiodactyla; Balaenopteridae
Gene: SLC19A1
Product: solute carrier family 19 member 1
Exons: 7
Coding region: 729-2237 (502 amino acids)
Biological process (GO): folate transmembrane transport; methotrexate transport
Cellular component (GO): apical plasma membrane; basolateral plasma membrane; plasma membrane
Molecular function (GO): folate:monoatomic anion antiporter activity; methotrexate transmembrane transporter activity; folic acid binding
Source: RefSeq, a predicted model, not a curated record
GCUGGGAGGGAGGGGGCGCAGCUCGUGGGACACUCCCUGAGACCCCAUGUAAACCCCGUCCCUUCAGCCCUGCUCCCCGGGUGUCAGCAGACACUGCCCCCUACCCGCCCCCCACCAGCUCCCUGGCCAUUGCAGGGUGUGGACCCUUGCAUGUCCUUGCUUCUGGGGACGGCGGUGGUCCACCACUGUGUUGUAACCCUGGAGGACUCCUGGGACCCUCAGGGCUGGGCGCCGGGGCCCUGGGGCCCAUCUGCGUGUCGGUGGAGGCGGGACUGUGGUGUUGGCCCGAGAUACUGGAGGCGGAGCUCUUACCGGUGACCAGCGGGAAAUCCCGAGGCAGCAGCUCGCUGCGAGCUCGGUCACCUGCUUGGGCAUGUCCGGGGCCCGUGUCAGGGUGCAGAGUCCUGGGGUGUGUCCGAGACCUUCAGACAAACUUCUGACAGGCUCUCACUGGAGUCUCAGAAGCACCGCCUUGGGGUUUCAGAAGCCAUGGGAGUCCAGGAAGUAGAAAGAAGAAGCUGGUGAGCUUGCUGGGUUCUGGUGUCUGAGACUUCCGCCCCGGGAUUCGGGGGACGCCAGUCCCAGAAAUAAACACAGGAGGAAAGAAGAACAGCCGGGCGCAUCUGACUGUGGUAGUUCCCCUUGCUGAGCGAGGCCCAGGCCUGUGCUGAAAUCACGGUACAGCGUCCCCUUCGGUCUCCUGCAGGGCCGUCGGGGGCCUGGGCAGUAUGGCGCUCUCCGGCCUGGAGGUGGAGAAGCAGGUGCCGGCGGAUCCCAGGCCGGGCCACAAGCUGCAGUCCUGGUGGAGCCUGGCGUUCUGCCUCUGCUUCUACGGCUUCAUGUCCCAGAUGCGGCCCGGGGAGAGCUUCAUCACGCCCUACCUCCUGGGCCCCGACAAGAACUUCACGCAGAAGCAGGUCACCAACGAGAUCACGCCGGUGCUGUCUUACUCCUACCUGGCAGUGCUGGUGCCCGUCUUCCUGCUGACCGACUACCUGCGCUACAAGCCGGUGCUGCUGCUGCAGGGCCUGAGCUACGUGUCCGUGUGGCUCCUGCUGCUGUUCGGCUCGUCUGUGCUGCACAUGCAGUUCAUGGAGUUCUUCUUCAGCAUCACCAUGGCGGCCCGCAUCGCCUACUCCUCCUACAUCUUCUCACUGGUGCCCCCCGCCUGCUACCAGCGCAUGGCCGGCUACUCGCGGGCCUCCGUGCUGCUGGGCGUCUUCACCAGCUCGGUGCUGGGCCAGCUGCUGGUCACGGUGGGCAGGAUCCCCUUCUCCACGCUCAACUACAUCUCGCUGGCUUUCCUCGCCUUCAGCCUGGUCCUCACGCUCUUCCUGAAGCGCCCCAAGCGCAGCCUCUUCUUCAACCGCGGAGCGCCCGCCUGUGCCGGGGCCUCGCCCUCCGAGCUGGACCGGAUGAACCUGGGCCAAGUUCAGCCCACGGGUGGGAAGCCGGGCCAGCUGCUGGCCUCCUGGCGGGACUCGGCGCUCGCGCACAUGCUCCGCGAGCUGGGCCACACCGCGCGGCUGCCGCAGCUGCGCCUCUGGUCCCUCUGGUGGGUCUUCAACUCCGCCGGCUACUACCUGAUCGUCUACUACGUGCACAUCCUGUGGAACGUGGUCAACCCCACCACGGACACCACAAGGGUCUACAACGGUGGGGCAGAUGCCGCCUCCACUCUGCUCGGUGCCAUCACCUCCUUUGCCGCCGGCUUCGUGAGGAUCCGUUGGGCGCUGUGGGCUAAGCUGAUCAUCGCGGUGGUGACGGUGCUGCAGGCUGGGCUCAUCUUCCUCAUGUACAAGACUAGCAACAUCUGGCUGUGCUACUCGGCCUUCGUGCUCUUCCGUGGCUCCCACCAGCUCCUGGUGCCCAUUGCCACUUUUCAGAUCGCGUCUUCUCUUUCUCAAGAGCUCCGCGCCCUCGUCUUCGGAGUCAACACGUUCCUCGCCACUGUUCUCAAGACCAUCAUCACCCUCGUUGUCUCCGACAAGCGGGGCCUGGGCCUCCCAGUCCACUCUCAGUUCCUCAUCUACUUUGUGUACUUCCUGGUGCUGUUUGUCGCCUAUGUCCUUGCGGCCUUGCUGUCGGGCCUGCGCCACUUCCGACAGGGCCGCCACCAGCCCCUGCCGCCGGCCCAGGAGCUGAUGAGCCCGGUGCAGGAGCAGGCCGUGCAGGACAGGCCCGCCCCAGAGGACGGCGUGUGGGCCGUGGGGGAGCAGCCCGAGGCCAAGGCCUGACCCUGCCUGGCCUGCUCUCCUGGCCGGUGAGCGGCCAGGUUCCUGACGCCAGAGGCAGCCGAGCCUGGGCCUUGACCUCAGAGCUGACACGUCCCCAGCAGCUGCCUGUCAUCUGGGUGUCAGCGGACGGGUUUCCAGCAUCGUCCACAUCGUCAGAUUGUGGCGCUGGUGACUGACGGGACCCCGGUGCUCUGUCCCCGAGACCCAUGCCUCAGGGGCCUCCAGCCUCCGCAGGGGUCCUUGGCUCACCUCGAGCAGGGCACCCCUCAGCCCUGCUUCACGCCCUGGCCAUGACCCGCGGCCUCCCGGGGACGCCCAGGCAGCUGCCCGGCCACCGGGGGCUGGUUUGCUGUCCCUGCCUACACGUGGCCAGUGGGGGGUCCACGUGCCCGCCAGACCUCUCUGCUUUCACCCCCUUGUCCCGGGGAAAUGGCAAGGUGGUCCCAGACGCGAGCCCGGGGGACCCGGUGCCCACGGGGUGUCCCGGGCCCUGGGGGUGGGGGCCGUGUUCCGGAGCCUGUGGCUGAACUGUGACAUCUGCAGUUGUCCAGGUACUUUCGUUGUAAACGAUGCUCUGUUCCUUUUUUAAAAAAACUGACAAAAAUGA